This is a messenger RNA of Colletotrichum truncatum, 1737 nucleotides long. NCBI's taxonomy places the organism in Eukaryota, Fungi, Ascomycota, Sordariomycetes, Glomerellales, Glomerellaceae. The record is from RefSeq and is a predicted model, not a curated record.
AUGAAGCUAACAAAGGCCAUUGGAAGUCUUGCAGCUCUGGCGCCAUUGGCCCGUUUCACGGAAGGCCAGGCCAUCCGUUUUAAUAACCCCGAGGGCGUAGAUAUUUGGUGCGGCAAGGCGUAUCGAGCAACAAACUCAUCUUUUGAUCCUGGCGGGUGGUUCCCCGAGCCAGCCAUCUCACAAGUUCCGCUUCUGCGGCUCAAAGCCCGCCCCCGGCUUAGCAUCUACCUCGAAACAGAUGCCUCUGCGCAUUUGCUUAUCGAUGCUGCCAUAUCGAAUCAGGUGGGAUCACCUCUACCCCAGGGGUUCGGACAGAGUCCUUGCACCGGGGCGUCAAAAGCGUUGGACAUUCAAAUCUUGAAUGGAAACAACGUGAUUGCGACCGGGGACAUCGCUCUGGGGUCGCAGGACAACGAAUUACCGCUUGACUUGGGCAAAUUCACCCCUCGUAUGGAGCCAUACAACAUCACAGUCCGCACCGCAAUCAACUCGUCUCAUGUUUACGAAGACUGGACCAGCUUUUCGUACCUUCCGUACCCUGAAAACUACGGCAGCGUAGCACGUAUCGACAACUUCUAUGGCGGGCUUCUUGCGCAGAGAGGUAAAGGUUCUGCUUGGGAUUUGAUCUUCCCAUAUACCUACUAUACCCAAUGGACACUUUACUGGAACUCCAGCGUCGACACGCUGAAUGAGUUCGCCGCCAUGGGCUAUAACGUAAUCCACAUUGUGCCGACAGGAAGCCUCGGCGAAAUCCCGUUUCCGUGGGAAGAGUUUGAGCCGUACAUCCAGCGCGCGGAUGAGCUGGGGCUCUACCUACGCUACGAUGUCCUCUGGACCUGGCCAAAUCUUACCAACAUGAUAGAACAGGUCUCGCGAUUGCGAACUCAUCCAUCCAUCUUGCUAUGGUACCAGAGCGACGAAGCGGACGGAAAGAGUAACCCACCCAAUUCAACAGGUAUCGCCUACGACCAGAUCAAGGCUCUGGAUCCGUACCAUCCGAUAUCGUUGGCGUUGAAUUGCUGGGAUUUCUACUACGCAGACUACGCAGCCGGCGCGGAUAUUGUCAUGAGCGACGUCUAUCCCGUGGGCAUCAACGCGACUUUUUCGACAGUGUAUGAUACAGUGUGCAAUCUAACGUACGGCGACUGCGGGUGUGACGACUGCGUGGGCGAGUUUGAGGACAUCUCGGCGCGAUUAGACGAGUUUUAUCGCCGUGAUGAGAUUCUAGGAUGGGAGAAAACCCAAUGGUUUGCGCCUCAGGCAUUCGGUAACGAGACUUUUUGGAACCGGUACCCGACGGCGGAUGAAGAGGUAGUGAUGACCUUGCUGUCGGUGAAUCACGGAGCCAAAGGCAUUGUGAUGUGGAAUUAUCCCGCCACUCGGGAGCUCGAAAGCCUCACGAGUCGCUUGGCCGGGGUAUUCACGAACAAAGCUGCGGUUGAACUUCUGUUACGCACUAAGCGGACGCAAGACCUCGCCGUGGAGGGUGCGAAGAGAAUUGAUGCGGCGGUCUGGGUGAACAAGGAGAAGCGGCAGGCAUUGGUCAGCGUCGUCAACCUCAGCUAUGAUGCCGUCCCUGGAGAGAUCAAGGUCAUGUUACCCGAGGGUGUUGAGAUAAGCAAAGCUAUUGAGGUUGUUUGGGGAGACGUCGAAUGGGAGUUCGGAGACGGAGGGCUAGUUGCCCCGAGUGGAUUGCGUGGAUUGCAAGCGUCGUUAUUCAUUGCAGAGUUGGUGUGA